Botrytis deweyae is the source of this 1530-nucleotide messenger RNA. RefSeq lists its product as uncharacterized. The record is from RefSeq and is a predicted model, not a curated record. The transcript is spliced from 10 exons. NCBI's taxonomy places the organism in Eukaryota, Fungi, Ascomycota, Leotiomycetes, Helotiales, Sclerotiniaceae. Bases 1 to 1530 code for a protein of 509 amino acids.
AUGUUAGUUCGCCUCCUCAGCGCCAUUGUGGCUGCACACCCAACUCUCAAACUCGAUUACGCUGCAAUAUCCAAAUACUACGGAGAUGAGUCAAAUUAUCAUCAGAUUUGGCGUGGUAUGAAUGGCAUAAAGCGUAAUGCCGAGAGCCUCCGAAAAGCAGUCGAUGCAGGUCUCAAUGCCUCUACCGUCAAUCUCGAGAACGAUUUUAGCGUUAAGAAAGCAAUCAGCAUUCGCUUUGGUGGAGAUUGCACUGCCUCUGCACUUGACAACAGAUUUAGGCGUUUGAAGUCUGAUGCUAAACUGAUCAACGCUGCCGUUGCCAGAGGAGAAGAUCCUAUCCUCAUGAAUGUUGGCGAUACAAAUGGAGAGGUUGCCUGCAAGGGAAAGGCGAUUUCCGUGCUUAUGGGAUCAGCAACUCCAGCUAGUCACAUCCAAUCGCAGCUUCGAGAAACCAUCAAACCUCUUGGUGAACGCUUGAUUGCCAUGCGUGAUGUCGGCGAGGACUGCAAAGAUGUCGAUUUGACAGACUUGGGUACUCGCCGAUAUAAGGCUGAGAUUGCUGCAAAGAUGGGAUCAGAUGUUACUCCUAUUAGUGUUAAAGCACAGUUCAGUCGAAGCUUCAGAGUUUUGGGUGCUCGUCAAAAUGCUUUAUUUGCUGUUGGCAAAGACCCCAAGGAUGCCAGUUUGGACAAAUUGGGUAGUCAACAGAAGUCUGAAGUGAUUUUAAGUCCAGAGGUUGCCAAGUACAUGGGCUCGGAUGUCACUCCCAUAGCUAUCAAGAUCAAGUUUAAUGCAACCAUCAGAGCUCUUUCCCGUCGUCAAAUAGCUUUGUUUGAUGCCGGUAAAGAUCCUUUGGAUGUCUCGUUGAGCAACCCGAAAGGUGAGACUGCUAGGAUUAUGGGAUCAGACACUACUCCUUCAUCUCUCCAGAAUCACUUUCGUCGGACUGUCAAAGUUCUUUGCAAACGUCAGAUGUCGAUGCUAGCAGCAGGUCAAGAUUCUAUGGAAGUCAGCCUUGAUGGUCUAGGAGGUGAGAUCGUUGCAAUUAUGGGAUCAGAUGUUACCGUUGAUGCUAUUAAGCAACAGAUUGGCAAGCGUAUCAAGGUUCUUGGCAGUCGCCAAACCAAGAUGCGAGCAGCUGGUCAAGAUCCCAAGAGGGUUGAUCUGGAAGGUUUAAUGCCUGCCAAGAAGGAACAAGGUGAAAUGGACAAAUUCAUGGGAGAUUCCACUAUGAACGGUCUUCGAUUUCAAUUCGAUACUCGUUACAAGGUCAUCGCCAAACGUCAGAAAGCCAUGUUUGCUGCAGGCGAAAAUCCUUCAACGGUUGAUAUUGUCACUGGCGGCAAGACUGAAGUUCAAAAGUGUUUUGGUUCAGAUGCUACUGCUGGUGGAAUCAAAUUCCAAUUUGCAACCACCAUCAAGAAGCAUGUCGACCAGAUUCGCAGUGCGAGAGCUGCUGGCAAAGACUGCAAAGAUAUCACAUUCAAUUCCAAUGGUCUCUUGAUUUACACAUUUCAUUGCGGGCAUUAA